This is a messenger RNA of Phaeodactylum tricornutum CCAP 1055/1, 2399 nucleotides long. RefSeq lists its product with no specific name. Lineage: Eukaryota; Bacillariophyta; Bacillariophyceae; Surirellales; Neidiaceae. The record is from RefSeq and is a predicted model, not a curated record. Bases 300 to 2309 code for a protein of 669 amino acids. Gene Ontology annotation, cellular component: plasma membrane; endoplasmic reticulum membrane. The transcript has a single exon. Gene Ontology annotation, biological process: (1->6)-beta-D-glucan biosynthetic process. Gene Ontology annotation, molecular function: glucosidase activity.
GUGUCCUUCUCAGUGUUGGCUCUUGUGCCACGAAAACCAGAUUUCAAAGGAUAGUGCUGCUGAAAACACAAAACCUCUUGGGAUUAGCUUCCUAGCUCCCUGUGAUAGCCAUCAGCUUGAUUUCUGCCGCUACUAAUAUCCGCCACGAAAAACUGAUCAAAUUUGGAUUCCGUCGCACGAAAAAGUUUUUUUCUGUAUUCGAUCUUCCAGAGCCGUCCAAACGACCUCGCCGAUACUUGUGGAGCAAUUUGGUGCUGACCCCUAAAACAGGUCCCAAGCCUGUACUGCUCUCGCACGAGAUGGGGCAAUUGUUCGCUCAACGUAGUUUGAUACGGCUAUGGCGUUUCCUGGUGUGCUUUAUUUUGAAUGUGCUAUUUUUUCCCCCAUUGGCAGCUUCCAACUGGAUAGACCCAGAUACGCCCUUGGAAGCACGAACGACGCAACCACUCGACGUAAAAAUCCCUUAUACACCCAAACCACCAAAAAAACCUUCCCCUGCAACUCGGCGGAAAAAGACGGUGUCUCCUGCGCCUACAUCGACGCCAUCUCCUUCGCUUUCUCCUACGCCCGCUCCGACGGAAUUCCCAACCUUUACGCCACGGACCUUUGAACUAGUCUUUUCGGACGAGUUCAAUACCGCGCAUCGCACCUUCGAAGAUGGUUCCGAUCCUCGAUGGACUGCAAUGAACAAAAACGACUAUACAAACGACGCCUUACACUACUACAGUCCUGACAAUGUCCGCGUGAACGAAGAGGGCGAACUAGUGAUUCACACCGAAGCCGCCGAUACAGAUGUCGUUGGCUUUGACGACGUAAAUCGAAAAAGAACGCACGUCACUAAACACUUUCGAUCCGCUAUGCUUCAAUCGUGGAAUAAGUUCUGCUUUACAGGUGGUAUCAUUGAAGCCGAAGUCAUUCUGCCAGGUCAAUCAAACGUUGGUGGUUUGUGGCCUGCCUUUUGGCUACUGGGCAAUCUGGCACGACAUACUUAUGUCGGCAGCUCUCAACAUAUUUGGCCUUGGAGCUCAGUUAACUGUACACAAAAGUCCGGCUAUGCACAGGCUAUUUCCGGCUGCGACCGAGUGGCGCAUUACGGACUUGCAACUCAACUCGGUCGCGGUGCUCCCGAAAUGGACAUCUUCGAAGUGCAGCCCGGAAAUUUACACGCAAAUCAGGGCACCUUCUUGAAGAUGCCAGUGGGACAACCGUUCAUGAGUUCGUCAUUUCAAGUGGCACCGGGCCGUGCGAGCAAUCGUCCCGGACCGGGUGAAUGGCCGGGGCCGGGUCAAUGGUAUGAAGGACUUAUGGGUGGUCGGAAUACGUCACUGAACAUCUUAUUCUACGGAAAUUACAAUUCAUUUCUGAAUGAUGUCAAUCCAGCUCGCCAGGACUAUUGGAGCGAUGCGAUAAGUUACAAUCGACAAUUGAAUGCGGAUCAUUUCCAAAAGCCGCACCGGUAUAGAAUGGAGUGGGAUGUGCCCACAGAGUCCAGUGAUGGUUAUCUGAAUUGGUUUUUGGACGACGAGCUUGUGUUGGCGAUAGACGGGACUGGUAUCAAGAAAGCGGGUUUAGGUUCCGAAAUCUCAUCGGAGCCUAGCUACAUAAUUCUGAAUACGGCAGUUUCGAAGCAAUGGGGAUUUCCGGAGCAAUGCCCAGCUACUUGUCCAUGCGAUGUAUUCGAUUGCCAUUCAACCGAAUGGUCUGAGCUGUGUGGGUUUUCAGAAGGAUUUUGCGAUAUGCUGCUCAAAAACAAGGCACCAGAGUACAAGGUGAACUGGAUUCGAGUGUAUCAGGAUCCAAAUCGCCCCGAACAAAAAGUGGGAUGCUCAACCCCUGAACGUCCUACGCGGCGGUGGAUUGAUGCACAUGCGGACAUGUAUAAGACGGAGGAAGACUCGCAGCCACUGAAGGGAAUUGCAACGGGACUUGGCUCAUGCAAUCCAAUGGACGACAGUGAGCGGCCGGAGGCUUGUGGUGGUUCUCAGCGAGGGCGGUGUACACAAGGACGUGUGUGCGAAUGCGUGUCCGGGUGGACCGGUCCUCACUGUUUGUCGCGAAGAGGUUUUGAUUCUGUGUUGUACGAUCAACCAGACAAGAUCAAGGACGUCGGCUUUGUUCCUCCCAAAAUUGCUCCACGUGUACUCAUCGUUGGUUUGGCUACCUUGACAGUUUGUGUACUAGCGGCGAUGCAAUGGAAACAACGAUUCGAUGGUUGGCAGCCUAUUCCAGAAAUUGAAUGGAAAAAGUACGAAGAAAGAAGGAUUACGAAUGGACGAUACCGACUGUUCCAACACAGUCGCAGCGCUUGAGAGGGAACCCUUUUGCGGAGACGAAUGCUUUUUGAAAAACAAAACGUUGUUAAUCCAAACACGCUAGCUUACAUUUCUGAUACAUCGCUU